GAGAGCAUCCUUCCGUCAUGGCGUCUGUUUGUGGUAAAGCCGUUGUUAACCUGCAAAUCCUCUCUGUUUUCACGCUGUUGCUGCUAUGUCCGCCGCUCGGAGGAGGACAAAAGAAGAAAGAGAACCUGCUGUCAGAGAAGGUUGACCAGAUGAUGGAGUGGUCCUCUCGGCGUUCGGUUGUCCGGAUGAAUGGGGACAAGUUCCGUCGUUUUGUGAAGGCCCCUCCAAGGAACUACUCUAUCAUCGUCAUGUUCACUGCUCUGCAGCCUCAACGGCAGUGUUCUGUCUGCAGGCAGGCAAAUGAGGAGUACCAGGUCCUGGCAAACUCCUGGCGUUACUCCUCAGCAUUUUCCAACAAGCUCUUCUUCACAGUGGUGGACUAUGAUGAGGGAGCCGAUGUCUUCCAACAGUUGAAUAUGAAUAGUGCUCCAACCUUCAUGCAUUUUCCUGCAAAGGGAAAACCAAAGAGAGCUGAUACAUUUGACCUGCAGAGGAUUGGUUUUGCCUCAGAGCAGCUGGCCAAGUGGAUUGCUGAUCGCACGGAUGUUCAGAUCCGUGUUUUCCGACCUCCUAAUUAUUCAGGAACUAUUGCUUUGGCACUUUUAGUGUCCCUGGUUGGAGGACUGCUUUAUUUGAGGAGAAACAACUUGGAAUUCAUAUAUAACAAGACGGGCUGGGCCAUGGCUGCCUUGUGUGUGGUUUUUGCAAUGACAUCCGGUCAGAUGUGGAAUCACAUCAGAGGACCUCCUUACGCCCACAAAAACCCUCAGAAUGGACAAGUGAGUUAUAUUCAUGGCAGCAGUCAGGCUCAGUUUGUGGCGGAGUCUCACAUCAUCCUCCUCCUGAAUGCUGCAAUCACCAUGGGGAUGGUUCUGCUCAACGAAGCUUCCACCUCCAAGGGGGAUGUUGGCAAAAGGAGAAUCAUCUGCCUGGUCGGCCUCGGGCUGGUGGUGUUUUUCUUUAGUUUCCUGCUCUCCAUCUUCAGGUCUAAGUACCAUGGAUACCCCUACAGCUUCCUUAUUAAAUAAGAAAGAAAACAACUGAAGAGGAGGUCAGAGGGUGACAAACAAGCGGUAACAGUGUGGAGAAGAGGAAUGAAGAACAUACUUGAAAAACAGGGAGAAGAGUCAUUGUUGACUCCCCAUGGUGGGCUUUCUUUUUCUUAUCAGAUCAUCAAGUUGAAUGAAAUAGAGUAAAUUUCUUUGUACACUGGAUAAUAAAGGUAUUUGGCAUGUC
Molecule: messenger RNA, 1236 nt
Organism: Cololabis saira (Pacific saury)
Lineage: Eukaryota; Metazoa; Chordata; Actinopteri; Beloniformes; Belonidae
Gene: tusc3
Product: tumor suppressor candidate 3
Exons: 10
Coding region: 18-1028 (336 amino acids)
Cellular component (GO): oligosaccharyltransferase complex
Source: RefSeq, a predicted model, not a curated record